UUUGUUCUUAUUGGCUGCACCUUUAUCUCUUCUUUGACUUCCUCAAAGAAAGAAGACUCAAAAAGCUCACUCCCUCUUUCAUACCCACAAGUCAAACACCAAAAGAAAGAAAAGCUCUCAACUCUUCUCUCCCUCUCACACCUUUGGGUCCAGCAGUAAGGAAAAAGGUUUCUUUUAGUUCUUCUCAAACUUUUGUUAUCAAUUUAAAGUUAGAGUGAUUCUAGUUCUAUCACUCCAAGAACCGUGCUUUGGGUAUUACCAGUUCCCAAGUCUAAGCUCCUUCGACUAUAGGCUCUCAGUUCCUCUGCUUUCAGGUUAAUCAUACCAAUUAUAAGCUACCUUGUUUUUGUAAACACUCACCAAGGCUGGAAUGGAUCACGUAAUUCCCAUGGAGGAGUUCCAUUUAGGAAAAGUUGAAAGAAAAGAAGCUGGUGAAUCAAGCAGAGACAAUGAUCAACCUGUCAUUGUCGCUGGAGAAACCCAUAAGCUCAUGACUAGUACAAUCCAAGGUAGUACCAGUUCCAAGGAAGAGAAGUUUAAGAAAUUAAAGGAGGCGCAAGCCAAAGUGCAACUCGGAACAACACCAGAGAUACAAGAGAUGGGAGAGCCCACAAUCGAAGGUAGUUCCAGUUCCAAGGAAGAGAAGUUUAAGAAAUUAAAGGAGGCGCAAGCCAAAGUGCAACUCGGAACAACACCAGAGAUACAAGAGAUGGGAGAGCCCACAAUCGAAGGUAGUUCCAGUUCCAAGGAAGAGAAGUUUAAGAAAUUAAAGGAGGCGCAAGUCAAAGUGCAACUCGGAACAACACUAGAGAUACAAGAGAUGGGAGAGCCCACAAUCGAAGGUAGUUCCAGUUCCAUGAAAGAGAAGUUUAAGAAAUUAAAGGGGGCGCAAGCCAAAGUGCAACUCGGAACAACACCAAAGAUACAAGAGGUUUUAAUGCUGCGAGAUCACAAGCAUUACCAAAAGUACUGUGAGCCGAGAGUGGUAUCACUCGGUCCUAUCCAUCAUGGUAAGCCUAAAUAUCAGCUAACAGAGGUGUACAAGCUUAUGUUGGCAGACAAAUUCAUUGGAAAAACUGGCAGGACUGAUGAAGAAUUGUAUGGUAUUAUUAAGGAUAAAAUCAAAGGACUGAGGGAGUGCUAUGAUGAGAAAGUGACACAGAAAUAUAGUGAUGAGGACCUUGCUUGGAUGUUGUUUGUGGACGGCUGUGCAACAUUGCAGUUCAUAGACUUGGUUGCUCAUCAUGAGAAUGUCGAAGAUUUCAAAAUUAAAAACGAUCAAGUGGCGUUUGUGCAACAAGAUUUGUUCUUGUUAGAGAAUCAACUUCCUUACAAACUCCUCGACUAUUUAAUGAAAAAUAUUAAAGAGGAGGAAAAUAGAAAAAUGGAGAAAAACUUGUGGAAAUCUAUCCAAAUUUUCAUCGAUAUGCACAGCAUGCUAGCUGAUGGAACAGAAUUUCAAAAUCCUCAAAAUGCCGUCCAUCUUCUUGAUCUUCUGUGGAAAAGACUUCUAGGUCUUGAUGGCGUGAAAGACGAAAGUGCUCAGAAAAAAGAAACUGGCGAGAAACCCCGAAGUCCGACUGUGAAACGUAGUAAAGCUCGCACACGUAGAAUGAUUAACACUCCACCUAACAAGAAUGAAGAAAAUGAUGAGAGAGAUCUAGAGUGGCAUUCAUUUCGCAAUGUGCAGGAGCUUAGAGAGGUAGGAAUCCAUUUGAAGCACAGCAAAAGUAGAAGCUUGAGAGAUAUAGAAUUCACCAAAAAAUGUAAUUUCUAUCCGGGAAUCCUUUGGAUGCCUAAAAUAGUAGUGGAUGACUCAACUGGGCCAAUGUUCUUCAACUUAAUAGCCUACGAGAUGUGUCCUGAUUUCGAGAAUGACUUUGGGAUCACCUCUUACAUAUACUUCCUUGAUUCACUUAUUGAUGAACAAAAAGACGUUAUUGACCUCAGGAAUGCAGGCAUACUCCACAACCUCCUCGGCAGCGACCAAGAAGUGGCUGAUGUCUUCAAUGAGAUAGGCACCGACUUGGUGCCUAACCUUGAUAUAUAUAGAGAUGUCAGAGUUCAAAUCCAAAAGUACUACAAAAUGCAAAAAAAGAUGAAGAUAUCUCCAGUCAUUCAUACGCAUUUCAGUAGCCCCUGGACGGUCAUUGCUUUCGUUGCCGCAUUCUUUGCACUUGGUCUCACUGUCGUACAAACGGUGUACUCUAUCUUGGCAUAUUAUAAAGGGUAAAAAGAAACACCACCCCUAAUAUAAAUAACCAUAACCACACUGAUUCUAUGUCUUUUCAGAUUGUUGUUCAAUAAGUACCUGUAAGAGUUCUGUACCUGUCAGGAUUUCUCAUAGGCCUUUCUCUCUCUCUCUGGAACACAUCCUCUAUGGCUACUAUGUCAUUCCGUUUGUUUACUUUUCUUUUGUCGAACUCCCUUGUUCGUUUAAAUAAGUCAGUGUGGACAAUGUACUUGAUUCUUAAUUAAUUUGAUGUAAUGUGUGUUUGAGAUAAAAACAUGAUAUUUAUCUGCCAGAAUUUUACGUGUGAGGAGGGUUGAGUGUAUUAUUAUGUAAUAAAAUUUGAAGAUGAAUGAUUGAUAUAA
Quercus robur (English oak) is the source of this 2595-nucleotide messenger RNA. Its product is annotated as UPF0481 protein At3g47200-like. The coding region runs from base 371 to 2233 and encodes 620 amino acids. The record is from RefSeq and is a predicted model, not a curated record. The transcript has 7 exons. Lineage: Eukaryota; Viridiplantae; Streptophyta; Magnoliopsida; Fagales; Fagaceae.